CGGAGGCGUGUCCAGUUGAAGGAGGUGUGUCUCGAUACAGGUAGACGUGGGAAGGUAAGUAGAAGAUUGGCUCGUUGAAGAUGUGACGUGAUUUGCAGAUCAUCUGUGAUAGCAUGCAGGUACAGCAAGAACGAUCCGGGAGCUGCGAGGACCCUAUCUGAGUCAUCAAGGUGUUGAGGAGCUGCGACUUUAAAGCUUCGGUGUGUCCGACAAAUCCAACUCUUUUGCUUACAGCCUUGAGGAUUUUGCAACAACAUCAUGCCUGCUGUCUUGAUCGUCGGAGCCGGCGUCUUUGGAGCAAGCACUGCAUAUCAUCUUGCCUUAUCUUCACCCGACAUAGACAUUACAGUACUGGACCUAGCACCUAGUCCUCCAGCUCCAGCUGCCAGUACAGAUAUCAACAAGAUCAUACGAGCAGACUACUCAAACUUACUGUAUGCCGACCUCGCCUACGAAGCCAUAGAAGCAUGGCAGAACUGGCCAGAUAUAGCAGAUUGCUACCAUCGGACGGGUUGGCUUGCACUGCAAGAGAAAGAUUCCGAUCUCGCUGAACGCAUUCGAAGAGUCUUUUGCGAGAGGGGCCACGAUCCUGCUUCUGACGUCUCCUUAUCAGAGAUCGAGAAGCUGUACGGCGGCAUACUGAAAGGCACUAACACGAAUGGAUUCAAAGAUGCCUACUGGAACCCUGAAGCUGGAUGGUGCAAUGCCAGUAAAGCAACCUUCUCAAUCAUGAAUGCUGCCAUCAAGAAAGGCGUCAAGUACAUCUGCGGACAAGUCUCCCAACUCGUGCUCAACGACACCGAUGUCUCGGGCGUCAAAACAACCGAUGGUAGUACCUACACAGCCGACAAAAUCAUCUUAGCCACAGGCGCAUGGACAAGCAGUAUCCUCAACCCAACCGAAGAUCUCCUCUCCAUCCCCGUCGCAGACCGUGUCGAAAGUCAAGUCACCGCUGCCGGCGUCUGCGUCGCCCACUUCCGCAUGUCUACUCCCGAGAUGGAAUCUCUCUCCCAGAUGCCCGUCAUAGUCUACGGCGAAAAUGGCGAAGUAAUUCCACCACCACCUGCAUCAAACCUACUCAAGUUCACAAAUUCCAAAACAUUCACCAAUAUGCAAACCACUGCUUCCGGUCAAAGGAUUUCUAUACCACCGGAAAGAGAUCAACACAUCGUGUCCAAGAAGCUGCAGCAGGAGAUGUGGGACUUGAUGGUAUCGAAUGUGAUGCCGACUUUUACGGCAGGGAAGAAGGUGAAUUACUACCGUAUCUGUUGGGACAGCAUCACGCCGACUCAAGAUUGGCUGUUGACCAAACAUCCUCAUCCCCGUCUCAGCAAUCUCUAUCUAGCUGUAGGAGGAAGCUUCCACAGUUACAAAUUUUUGCCCACAGUAGGAAAAUAUAUGGUCAAUGUGUUGCACGGAGUGAGCAAUGGUGAAACCAGAGACAAAGCCUGGGCAUGGAAGAGCAGAGAAAGUCUGACUGGAAGGGGCGCCCACGAAGCUACCAAGCCAAAGAGAGACUUGAGUGAAUUAGAAGAUGUCGUUGCGAAGUUGUAGAUAAAUUACAUAUUCUGACCAUAGCUGUUGUAGCUGAGAAAGAUGAAAGAAGAAAUUGAUUACAAAAAAUUGCUGGAAACAUCACAAAUAAACCAUCGCCACCAAAGACCCCAGCGCAAUGCCCGCCCAAGAAAUAGCUAUC
Messenger RNA from Aureobasidium pullulans EXF-150, 1696 nucleotides. Its product is annotated as FAD/NAD(P)-binding domain-containing protein. The record is from RefSeq and is a predicted model, not a curated record. The transcript has a single exon. The coding region runs from base 259 to 1554 and encodes 431 amino acids. Lineage: Eukaryota; Fungi; Ascomycota; Dothideomycetes; Dothideales; Saccotheciaceae. Gene Ontology annotation, molecular function: sarcosine oxidase activity; saccharopine oxidase activity; flavin adenine dinucleotide binding.